AAAGUAACCAACUCUUUCAUCCUGUCACACGCUCACAUCCUCCCUCGGAAUUCUUGUUAAACCCGACCCAACCACCAAAUCACCAUCGGAGCUCGUUGGCCCGAUAUCAUCCAAAGAUUCUUGCUUUUUGGACUCAGCUGUGCUGCUAGUCGGCGGUGGAGUUCUUUCCGCCUACUCCCGCCGGCGGAGAAAUCAGUAACUUUUUUUCCCUGUUUCUAUUUACAAAAUCUGGUCUUGUUGGCGCGUAUAUGCACGGAGAAGCUUUCAAUUAUCCUCUUGAAACUUUUAUGGUUCGCCUAAUCUAAACGUCCGAACUCCAUUCUGAUGCUAGACACACUUGGUUUAUGAAGCUUGUCCUAGCUCUAAUAUUGCCCAAUGAAUGCCCCAAUUAUAGAUCCACUGCAGGGGGAUUUUCCAGAGGUGAUAGAAGAGUAUUUGGAGCACGGGGUUAUGAAAUGCAUUGCAUUUAACCGGAGGGGAACUCUUCUUGCUGCUGGAUGCUCUGACGGAAGCUGCAUUAUUUGGGAUUUUGAGACCCGAGGAAUCUCAAAAGAAUUGAGGGAUAAAGACUGUCUUGCUGCCAUCACUAGUGUAUGUUGGUCAAAGUAUGGCCACCGCAUACUUGUAUCAGCCGCUGAUAAAUCAUUAACACUCUGGGAUGUUGUCAAAGGAGAGAAGAUUAUGCGCAUAACCCUUCAACAAACCCCAUUGCAUGCUCGUUUACAUCCCGGUUCCUCAUUUCCAACUUCUUGCUUGGUGUGCCCUUUGUCAUCAGCUCCAAUGAUUGUUGACUUGAACACUGGAAGCACAAAAGUACUUCCCGUUUCAACUCCUGAUGCAGGAGGGAGUGGACUGGCACCACCUUCACGCAAUAAAUUUUCAGACGGAUCUGCUCCUUUCACUCCUACAGCAGCUUGCUUCAACAAGUAUGGAGAUCUGGUUUAUGUUGGAAAUUCAAAAGGGGAAGUACUCAUAAUUGACCAUAAAACCGUCCAAGUGCUUGGCAUUAUUUCCACUCAAGGAGGUGCUGUGGUGAAGAAUAUUGUAUUCAGCAGGAAUGGGCAAUUUCUUUUGACAAACUCUAAUGAUCGUACACUCAGGAUUUAUGAAAAUCUUCUUCCAUUAAAAGAUGGACUGAAAAGCGUGUAUGAUGUAAGUAAUAACUUGAAUGAGCUAGAAGGAGUAGAGAAACUUAAAGCUGUAGGGUCUAAGUUUUUAACCUUAUUUAGAGAGUUUCAAGAUUCCAUCACCAGAGUGCACUGGAAGGCACCAUGUUUUAGUGGUGAUGGUGAGUGGUUGGUUGGUGGUUCUGCUAGCAAAGGAGAGCACAAGAUCUACAUCUGGGAUAGGGUUGGACAUCUUGUUAAAAUACUUGAAGGGCCAAAGGAAGCCUUGAUAGAUUUAGCGUGGCAUCCUGUCCACCCUGUUGUUGUUUCUGUUUCAUUGACGGGAUUGGCCUAUAUUUGGGCCAAGGAUUACACUGAGAAUUGGAGCGCAUUUGCUCCAGAUUUCAAAGAACUCGAGGAGAAUGAAGAGUAUGUAGAAAGGGAAGAUGAAUUUGAUCUGGUGCCUGAAACAGAGAAGGCUAAAGAACCCGAUGUCAAUGAAGAUGAAGAAGUUGACAUUGUGACAGUGGAGAGAGAUACAACAUUCAGUGAUUCUGAUAUAUCGCAGGAUGAAGUUCUCUUCUUGCCAGUCGAUCCAACACCUGAUCAUCUUGAGCAGCAGGACAAGUGUGUCAGUAGUACUUCAAAGCUAGCGGAUAGCAACCAGUCAGGAUCCCCUCACUCCGAAAAGGCUGAGCGGAACGGGCAGACGGCUAACCAUGAAGCCAGUCCAUCUGAAGCAAUGGAUAAUUCUACUGCAGAAGAAACUAGUGCAAAAGGGUUGAGAAGAAAAAGGAAGCCUUCUGAGAAGGUAUUGGAGUUGCAAGCUGAAAAGGUUAAAAAACCUUCUCAGAAGAAAACAUCUGGUAAACGCCAAAACUAGAAGUAAUGAAUAGUUCAAGAGGGAGUUAGUUUUUGAAACUUUUGUGGUGGAAUCCAUAAAUCCAUUGAGUAUUUCUAUUGUAUCAUUACCUGAUCCACUCCUAUGACAAUUUUUAAUUCCCCAAUCUGUUUUGAGGUAGAUUAUGAAUUUAUGACCAGGCAUUAUCACCUUUUUGUCAAUACCUAGUGUCUGCUAUUUUAUACUAUUUUUUUGAAAAUGAAUUUCUUGAUCGGUGCAGUCUUAAUUAUUUAUCUGCUGGCAAGCAAUCUGCAAACAUUGGGCAGACUGACGUGUCUUCGUUCUCUUCUGCCACUCUUUUUGAGUUCAUAUUAUUGGCAGUAUAACUGAUAAUUCAUUGUAGAUCCUCAAAUAUAGAUAUUUCUUAUUGAAUGCAUUAAAUGCUCGGCCCGAAUGUGUAGAGCAGUCAUUAGACAUUUAGAGCCCGUUUGGUAAUACCUAAAUCGGCUGCAUUGGCUGAUCCUGCUGAAAUUAUGAAUUUGACUUAAGUGGUUGGAUUGGCUGAUUCUAUUGAUUUAUGAAAAAAUUAUAUUUUAAAUAUAUUUUAUUAAUUAAAUAAAGGAAAAAAUUCAAAAAAUUAACUAAAAUGAGCCUCUACAGUAACUUCAACCAAUACAGCCAGAAAAGUAACUUCAACCUUACUUUUCCUUAUUAUUACACAAUUCAGCUUGCAAAAUCAAAAGUUAUGUGUUUGUGAAAAGUUGGUUGAUAAGCCGAAAAACAAGGUCACCAAAUGAGCUCUUAAAGUAAAAUGUUUUACCCUGUAUGCUGUUUAUGCUGUUCACCGGACAGGUUAUAGUUUUUUUUUGAAAUCUAAACUACACACAUACAUCCUUUAAUUUACAUCUUAAGCGUCAUGGUUCUUUCUUUCUUCUUCUUAUUAUUUUAAUCCCAUUGGUAUGUUGAACUUUGCAGGAUCUAUCUUUACUUACCAAACAUCGAAAAAGCUUUUUCAUGAAAAAUAUAUCCCUUUUUUCAUCUUUAAGUGAAGAAAACAUGGAGUUAGAAAAAAUGUUAAUGUUCAUAACAAGGCGUUUGUGAUCAUGGUAGUGGAAUCUUGACAAACACAAUGUUCUCAUGAUACUUUUUUUUAAUCCUAGACUCUCAAGAAUCCAGCUCAAACCCUGGAGAUAAGUAAAUUUGAGUCUCGAACAAUCCGCUAUGUUCCCAACUAUCAUUUAUAUACCACCGUGCACAAGAAAUUGCUCUUAAGUAAUUGAUUUCGCUUGUCCUCAUGUUACUAGUACAGUUCCGGGGAAAACCGCUACUGAUUGGUCAAACACUGUCAGAUUCCCAACAAGAAGCCAACUCCCACGCUGCCGCUUGAGGAGAGACAAAUUUCUAAUUGCGCGAUUACUCAAGCUAGCCCAUGGGGGCAAGAGGAUCGUCAUUUGAGAAAACCCUCCCAAAGUCACUUCCUUGGUGACUUGAACCCAAGUUCUCCCACAUGAGGAUGAUCUUAAGUGUGGGGUGUGAUCCAUUUGGACCACUUCCACUUGUCAUGUGCUUAUGAUACUAUUAUUGAGUACUUUGGGGUAUCAAGUACAUCUACCCCAUUGAAGCAAGUACAGAAGUCUAUACUGAAGGAAGUGAGUCCCUGGAAUUAAUCUAAGUACCCGUCACAUGCUCCAAUGCUGAGUUUAGCUUACACGAUCACUUAGCCUUGAACGUUGUGUUCUACAUAGGACAUUUCCAAAAAUAUACUAUCGUAUAUUUUAAUGAUUCUGCUUUAGUAUAUUGAACACUUGAGUUGGAGUUUGGAUACUUCAUACUUGUUAAACUGACAGUCACGGGAAGUAAUCAAUAGUCAUUGCAUUUUUGUUAGACUCUAUAAUUUUUUGCGUCCUUUGUUGCAAGAGGAAAAGAUUGUGGUUCAUGUGCUUGGAAGUGUUCAGAGGUAGUCAAGUAGCAGUUUCCAGUAAAGCCAGUUUCUCGUUUUACAUUCCAUGCUAUUGUUUAUGGUGGGUGAUACAUUCUGCUACACAGGUAUACUAUUCUUUAUUCCCUGUUCACUGUACUUUGCAGGAUCAAUGCAGCCAUUCUUGUUACUCCUUUCUUACUCCUAUUUCUUCAUUUUUAAUGCUAUGAAAUCAAGGGCAGCAGAAUAUAAAAGGCUGCUUCAUUAGGGCACCACCUUACCAUCACUACCAUGAGUCAUGACAUGGGGAUAUUUUAUUCUUUGGGUGGUGGUGGUUGUGCAGUAAUAAUAAUUAUUCGUACUAUUCCAUCCAUUCCUAAUUCAGAGAAGUGCCCAAUAUGACUUGCGAACAACUUAAGAAGUAAUCGUUGUGUACUUGAGAUAAAAUUUUAAGAGAGAAAAAUGUGAACCACAUUAUUUUCCUUGAUGUGAAAUGGGAAAGAAUUUUGAGAUGGGCAAAAAGGAAAGCAUAUAGAUAAUUUGGGAACAGUCGCAGAGGGAGUAAUUUGAGCUGUAAUUUGUACAAGGAUCUUGUGUAUUAUCAACAGCGAUAAAUUAGGAUUUACUCCACAUUAUUGGUUUAUUUGGGGUGCUUAUUUUCUUUCACUUUCAUGGGUUAUUUUUCUUCCUUUACAGAUACAGUAGCUUCUAGUGAUAGACCGUUUUUUAUGCACCGUGAUAUUUUAUUACUCCCUCCCAAAAGAAUCAUGCUUGAGCAAGGCGCACUUUUUUUUUUCAUGAACCUCAAUCAAAGUACAAGCUUUGAAAAUUUAUAAAUGGUCACACACUCUCCAAGUCAUUCGGUAAAGGAUAUGUUUUAGACUUUUAGCUCAUCUCAUACGGUAAAUGUCAUUUACCUCCGUUGAGGUAUCAUAAUGUCAUACCGUACUGUUAAAGAAAUAGGCACUUACCUCUUAGAUGUUUUAAAAAUACCAAGAACCUUCCCCCUCCAUUGGUUGGCCUUGACUUAUUAAAGUCCAAAUUACCAUCAUCAACAAUAUGUUAUAAUAUAGAAAAAUCACAUGUCAUGUAAAAAAUAUAAAUUCAAUAUACUUAAACACUGUGAUUUUCCGAAAUAAGAGUUCUAUUUCCCUCUUAAAUAUGAGUAAUUACUGUUAUGUUUGGAAAAUAUUGUCAAUUAUUAUGGCAUUAAUGAUGUCACAUCAAUGCUUGAUAAUGUUGAGGUAUGCCAGCAUUAUUCCGGUGGUAGUAAUUUACUUCUAUUUAGGGUAAAAAUAUAGUAUACCUAGUAACCUAUUUAAGGAAACCACAAUGUUUUUACUCCUAUUUGGGGAAACUUCCCUAAUAUUGACAACUAAAACUCUUAGACACUUCUUCGUGUGUUGUAUAUUUAGAACAUCUAUUCUUGAAAUUUCGAAUUCUAAAUGAUGUUCAUGGUUGAGUUUUAUAUUUAGAUUAGACAUCUAACGUUUUAGAUGGUUUUUGCUAUCAUAUCAUAGACAGUAAAAACAUAUGGCAAAUUUUUAAACUUUCCUAUUUUGUUUCUUAUUGUCAAUAUUUAUAUUUUUUGCAUGCCCCGUUUCCUAUACAUUCACCAUAAUAUGUAAUGUGGAUGAGGGCAAUUUGGUACUUUAAUUAGUCACGGGAGACCAAUUGACUAUAGAAGAUUUCAUUAUAUUCCUUUAAGCCUCAAGGAUUUUAGUGUACAACAACAAUAACAUUACUCCCGGUGCCGUGGGGGGGGGGGUAGGCAGUCCCUGUACUAACCUCAAGGAUUUAAGUGUGCAUUUAUGAAAUAGUAGGGGUAUAAAUGAUAUUCUGACAAACUUCACGGGAGGUUAUUGAUAUUCUCCGAUCACUAUAAAUCUUAUAUCCAAGAUCGUUUGGAGUAAUUGAUUAAACAUUCUGAUAAACUUCACGGGAGGUUAUUGAUUAAACCUGCUUGUCAGUUGACUUUAUGAUAUUUUUACUUAAACAUUGAAGUGCACUCUUAAAGCGAGGUUUUUAUGGUGGGACCCAAAAGGUCAUGAAUUGGGACUAUUUUCAGGACGGAAAGCUAGGUAGUAUUCUUGAAGAUACCAGUAAUGUUGUUUAUAGUGAUUUUGUGUUUUUUUUUGUAACGAGAACAUUUUGUUUCAAUUACUUAUCAGGAUUUCAUAUUUGGUCAUCGGCUUGGGCUCCUCUAAUCAAUUGGUGGACAUGGUACACUAUAACGAAUUUCCAUUUGGUAGUCAGUUCUUUCAUGAAGAGUUGGGAUGGUUUCACUUGUACUGAAUUUUUUAGGUUUAAUCUGAACUAGUUUGAACUGUCUUGUCUGUUUAGGUCCGGGUGAUAUGGUGUAUUUUACUAUCUCUCUGUCUCUAUGGUUGAUGUUUGUGCAGAGAAAAAUAAUAUUGACCACAAUUUUGUUUGAGAUGGCCAGUUGAGGAAAGUUGACAUAGUAGUAGUAAUAGAAGCUAAUAGUUAGACCGCAUGCGUACAGUAGAGAGUCAUGGCAUGCUGCUUAGCUUCUAGUUCGGAAGACAUAAAUCCCAAACGCUAUAAUAACAAACAGAGCAGCGACAGCAUUCACCAGCAACUGCGGUGGCCUCUUUUCGGGAAGGCCCUUGCUAUUAAUCUCCCCUCUAUGAUUAGCUGCUGGCAGCUUGUUCUUCUCCUUCUCAGCCUUGUCGUACUCCUCCUUUCUAUCAGUAUUCUCCACUUGAUGCGGGUUGGCGGCGGCAGGGGAUGGAUGAGUAGUUGGCUUCUUUUGUUCCUCCCCCGAAGUUGUUGUUUCCGGAGGCGAACGGCCCCCGGGUUUGUUCACUGCUUCAUCAUCAUGACAUGGCAUUGUAAUGGUGAGGACUCCAUUUUGGAACUUGGCUGUGACUUUAUGGAUGUCACACCCUCCCGGAACUGUGAAAUCUUGCCGGAACCUUUUCGAACCCAUCUCCCCACAAAUCUCCAACUUGUUCCCCCCCUUUUUAACCACCUUUAGACUGUCC
Molecule: messenger RNA, 6870 nt
Organism: Cuscuta epithymum
Lineage: Eukaryota; Viridiplantae; Streptophyta; Magnoliopsida; Solanales; Convolvulaceae
Source: the annotation of a GenBank genome assembly